AUGCUACUACUAGGCCUUACUGGUAGCAUAGCGACUGGCAAGUCAACCGUAUCAAGCUUACUCUCAUCACCACCGUACAACCUCCCAGUCGUUGAUGCAGACAAGAUCGCUCGCCAGGUCGUCGAGCCAGGUACAGCGGGCUAUAAAGCUAUAGUAUCGCAUUUCGGUCCAAGCACGCCUGAUCUACUACUUCCAGCAACAUCGGAGAAUGGCGGCGAGGCAGGUCCGAGGAGCAAGGGCCGAUUUUUGAAUCGUCCUGCGUUGGGAAGACGAGUCUUUGGUGAGGGAGGGGAGAAGGAGAGGAAGGCGCUGAAUGGGAUUGUGCAUCCGGCCGUGAGAAAGGAAAUGUAUCGGCAGAUGAUCAUGGCGUAUCUGAAGGGCAAUUGGGCUGUCGUUCUCGAUGUUCCCCUGCUUUUUGAGAGUGGAUGGGAGCCGCUUUGUGGUACGAUCAUGGUUGUUGCAGUACGUGAUCCGAAGGUGCAAAUACAGCGGUUACGAGAACGAGAUGCACAUCUCACGGCAGAGGAUGCACAGAACAGAGUCAAUGCUCAAUGGGAUGUCCGGGACAAGGCUGAACGGUGUUUGAGGAGAGGGGAGGGGGCUGGAGUAGUGGUAUGGAAUGACGGCGACAAGGACGACUUGAAGCGAGAGAUCGACAGGGUCAUGAGUGUGGUCAGUCGAGGUCAUCCGCAGUGGUGGGCGUGGUUGCUAUUGCUCUGCCCGCCUCUGGCAGCUGCAAGUGGCACGUGGAGCUACGUACGCAGCUGGUGGAUCAAGCGGCAAUGGGAACAGGAGAAGAAGCUUGAGAAGGCGAAACUAUAG
Molecule: messenger RNA, 822 nt
Organism: Recurvomyces mirabilis
Lineage: Eukaryota; Fungi; Ascomycota; Dothideomycetes; Mycosphaerellales; Teratosphaeriaceae
Gene: CAB5
Product: Dephospho-CoA kinase cab5
Exons: 1
Coding region: 1-822 (273 amino acids)
Biological process (GO): coenzyme A biosynthetic process
Molecular function (GO): ATP binding; dephospho-CoA kinase activity
Source: RefSeq, a predicted model, not a curated record